Stegastes partitus (bicolor damselfish) is the source of this 2386-nucleotide messenger RNA. RefSeq names its product RNA-binding protein 4B-like. The record is from RefSeq and is a predicted model, not a curated record. Lineage: Eukaryota; Metazoa; Chordata; Actinopteri; Pomacentridae. The transcript has 4 exons. Gene Ontology annotation, molecular function: RNA binding. The coding region runs from base 485 to 1681 and encodes 398 amino acids.
AAAAAUAGGUAUGAAAUAAACGAAAACAAAAUUUUUUGGGAUUUAUUAAUACAGUAUUUAGAGAAAAUUCUGAUAACACAAAUAUUUGCUUUGCUAAGGCAUUGUAACCAAACUGUUACACAAAUAACAGAAAAUAAAUUCCAUGUAUGACACGUUUAUCAAAGCAAGUGAAGGUAACCGAACAAAACGUUAACUUUAUACUCUGUUUUAUUUUUUUUGAAUAGCUUGCUGCUGAAGGAUCAUCUGAAAAUAAAGUUAAUAAAGUUAACAAGACUACUUUCACAGUGUAAAACUGUGCUAAAAUGUAAGUAUCAGGCAACAUAAUCUGUGCAUGCAUGUGGGUAUCGUAUGUCCGAUUCCCAAUUUACUCCCUGAACAUGCAAUAAACAGAAACUUAAGUUGAUUUACCACGAGUGACAGCAAACUUUUUACAAAACACACACACCAGCCAUACGAGAAAAGCGGAAAUCCUUUACAGGACAACAUGUACGUCAUACUACCGUCACCCAAUCACAGCGCGUUGCUUUUGACAGAGAAGCCCAUCUACCAAUCAGAACCCGCCGUGUGCGCAUCCCGCCAGCCGAUAUCCACCGUAGUCCAUCUUUGUUGCAUCCGCUUGGCUGUUGCGCGGUUCACAAAUAAGAACUACAGUGCAGCAACAAUGGUGAAGAUUUUCAUUGGAAACCUGUCGCAGCACACUGAGAAGGAUGAAAUUGAAGCUCUGUUCACUCAGUAUGGCACAGUGACAGAGUGUGCAAAGUACAAGAACUAUGCGUUUGUGCACAUGGAGGAUCGCAAGUCUGCCACCAAAGCCAUCCGGGAGCUCCAUCUCUAUAAGCUGAAUGGCAGGCCCAUAAAUGUGGAGCCCAGCAGAGGGAAGAACCAGGGCCCUGUGAAGCUACACAUAGCCAAUGUGGAAAAGGGCUUCGACAAGGAGCUCCGGGAGCUCUUCGAGGAGUAUGGCACAGUCGCAGAGUGCUCCAUAGUGAAGAAUUUUGCCUUUGUGCACAUGUCCAAUUCUGAUGAAGCCAUGGAUGCUAUACAGGGUCUGGAUAACACAGAGUUUCAAGGAAAGCGCAUACACGUUCAAAUAUCAAAAAGCAGACCCAGAGGGGCACCUGAGGAGGAGGAGUAUCCACCUCCACCUGGCAGAGGAGGCUAUUUUCCUCCUCGUUAUCCAGGGGAGAGGCCAGAGCCUCCCUACAGAGGCCGCAUGUCCGCUUACCCUCCUCCUCCGCCGCCGCCCCCUCCCCCGAGACGAGCAGCUUAUCCCGACCAUGCCUUUCCCGAGCGAGAUGCCUAUGGGGUGGUCGAUUUCUAUGAGAAAUACCGAGCUCGUCCUUACAGCGCCACGGGCUACGAGGACAGGCGCGCCAGUGCCAUCCCCCCUCCUCCGCCUCCUCCCUCGGCAAUGGUUAGAGAGCGUCUCCAAAUGGGGUCACUUGACCCGUAUGAUCGCCGCCCUCUCCCUACUCCGCCGGCGUACAUGGUCAGAGACCGAAGCCCCAUCAGAAGAGCCCCCCCUCCGCCUGCUCCAGCUGGUAACGGGUACUCCUAUGAGCGGUCUCGUCUCUCACCAAUGUCCAGGGCUCCGAUGUACGCAGCUUCCCGCCCCAGGGAAUCUUAUGGGGACAACAGAGUGCCGCCUCCGCCGCCACCACCUCGCUAUACAGGCUAUUAGGUGCCAAGAGUGUAAAACAAGGUUUAGAAUAUGACAAGAUCGUCGUUGUCUGCUGAUGCACGUGGCGCUAUACACCCCCCACAUCUAUGGCGGAUUGCGUUGCGUUCGCCUGAGACUUACUGGAAGAUACUCUAUUGCGGACAGCCCCGUACUUUUAAAAAAAAAAACAUACGAUUCCAUGUUUACAGUUCCUCUGAGCUGUUCAUGCCUUUUCUGUUCCUCUGCUUGUUUUACUGUUCAAAUCCUGUUUUGCAGAUUAGGUGCUUAGAUUAUAUCAGUGUGACGGAGUACUGUUUAUGGCCAAAAACUAUACACUCUUGCUUUGCAAUUUGUCUGACAUGGCCUCUGGGAAACUGUGACGUAUUUUCAUAACAAGGGAAUUACUUUAAAUAAAAAUAUAUUUAGCCUUUGUAAACAAAUUAUUGUAUCCAGACUAAGAUUGCUGGUUAAGUUCAAAAUGCUCACCAAUCAGUGUAGAAGUGCUUUAAUGGAAUACUUGGUGUGGGAGGUUGUACAACAACCUUCUAGAUUUGCGACACAUGUUAGCAUGACAUCAAAAGUUCCACUGUGGUUUUGUUCUUUUUACACUUUGUGUUACUUUUUCUUGCGAAAGUAGAAUCUCUAGUACCGUAAUGUAUGAUUUUACUUACUUUACAAGUUGCUUUUUAUUUGAAAAAGGAUUUUUAAUAAACAAAUGAAACCAAA